Messenger RNA from Pomacea canaliculata, 2061 nucleotides. RefSeq lists its product as uncharacterized. NCBI's taxonomy places the organism in Eukaryota, Metazoa, Mollusca, Gastropoda, Architaenioglossa, Ampullariidae. The coding region runs from base 4 to 1017 and encodes 337 amino acids. The record is from RefSeq and is a predicted model, not a curated record. The transcript has 3 exons.
CUGAUGGCCAUAGAGUGGCUGCGAUGUGGUCACCACGUCUACAUUGUCAGUACAUGGAGGGGGAGUCGUGCAGCGAGCAUCAUGUUGUAUCACCUGUUGCUGCAGACAGUAAACACACAACAGUCAUCAGGUGUAUCACACGGUCAGCUUCACCUCCUGCAGUAUGAUCUUCAUGACGGUGAAGCCGUUAUAAAGGCCGUCAACGACUUGUCACGGGCGGCGAGAGGAGGGAAGUUGUACGUCAUCACUGAUGAAGUAGAGAGUGAGUUGAGAAUCAAGAUUUUUGAAUCUUUCUGCAACAAGCUGCUGACACGAGUUCCUAGUCUCCAUCUUUGGGCGGCAGGUUGUUUCCCUGAACACAGACCUGCCGGUUUGCAAGUUAAACAUUUAACCAGACCCCUCCGCUCUCCACCUGUCGUCGUCAAGGAAGACGAUCAGGACCUGAGGAUCACUAGAGGCCGUGAUGUCGACCCGUACAGUGAGCGAGGUGUGCCCGACCACACAGACGACCUGUCAGUCACACGACUGUAUCACCGAGGUCAGGGUCAUUCAGGAGACUGGCCAGGUGACUGUGUCAUGUGUGGUCGUGAGGUGGCCAGCUUCCUACACAGUCUCCGUGUUGGUGUUAAGGAGAGCAGCACAACAACAUCUACAACAUCGACCUCUACCUUCGGCAGCACAACACCACCCUGUCUACAGUGGAGAGAUGUGCUGGUGCUUUCCUGGCGUUACGUCAGUGAUCAGUCGGGUGUGGUCACAGGACUGCAAGAAGCGGGUAUCCCAGCGCGAGUGAUGGAGGGUGAAGACAUCGAGGACGCGGUUACGGCCCGCAGUGACUUGGUGUGGGUGACGAAUGGACCUGUUUAUGGUCUGGAGAGAAAAGUCGUCGUCUGUCUGGAGUACUCUGAUUUUGAUUCAAUGAGUUUUACGGGGUUUUAUCGAGACAGCGUUUGCUCUCCACGACUUGACCUCGUGUCCCGCAGUACGUCACAACUUGUGAUUGUCUCCCCUGACUAGUAACAGCCUGAAGGGGACUGUCACUGUCACACCUUUUACCUGUAGUCCUUUUGUAGUCGUGUGUCUGUCUGCCAUCAACACUUCAGUGUUUCUCCUUGUAGAAAAUAUGUUUCUACUUUUGUCGCAUUUUGUGUAGUUAGUGGAUUUAAUGUGUUAGUCGGGUGGGGGUAAGGUUGCUUACAAUGAUGAAAGCAGUGAACUGGUCAAGCUGGCGGCAUAUCGGCCCGACCGGCGCGCCAAAUGUCUGGCCGCCUAUUGAACACCGGUGGCCAGUCGGCGAUAACGACAACACCUGACGUAAGCGGCCAGCGAGUCAACCAUAGCCAGGGGGAGACUAUCGGGUAACAGCCCGACCCCUCGUUGUCCAGCUGAAGGCCGGGUACCGCCUGAGGCGAGCAACGCCCCGUCCACCUGCGUCCAGAGCCUUCCUCCACCUCCAAGGCCACCGGGAGGAAGUUACGCCCACCGGAAGAAAGGAACCAACAAAGUCUGGGGAGGGGCAGAGAACGUCACUUCUCCAGGUAGCGAGCUGGUGAGCGGCCACUGAGAGUCCGUCUUAGAGAUCAUAGAAGACGUUAAAGCCCACGUGGGGACUGAACUGUGAAGUGUGAAUUUGGAUAAGCAGGAAUUUGUGAACUCUCGUUGAAGUCUACAUAGGACUGAACUGUAACUUGUGAAUAGUGAGCAGUGGAAUUAUUAUCGUGAGAAACUAUCAAGAAGAAACACCAGAGAGAUAAGUUUCUUAGAUUAUGUCAGUACUUGUAAGCUAUUCUUUUAUAUAUAUAUAUACUCUUUUGUUUAAUUAUACUCUUUCCAUUUGUUCUGAAGUCUCUUUAUUAAGAUCGGCGCUGAAUGCGUUGUAAUUAGAUGUGUGUGGGCGCAUGCCAGAUGAUUGUACGAAUGCUCCAAGCUAGCUAUUGCCCACAGAGCCCCCAUUCAGUCCAUUACACUCCUCUUAUACUUUCAGUCUAUCACCUUGUCAUGACGUCAUGCAAUGACGCUCUCACAAUGAUACUUGUAAGAAAUAAAUUAUUUUAAAAUAUA